CUAGUCUUCAGAGAAGAGCACAGCAGCCAGCUUCUCCUCCAUCAUGACCAUCAUGAUUCAUGUUCCAGCAGGCUGGUCACCAUUUGUGAAAGUCAAGACAGCGAAGCCCUCCGAUUUUCAUCGUCGCGUUUGUGACCAUUCUCUAGCUAGCGGUCCAGCUAAAGUUUCCCCAUGGCUGCCACUGCCAGUUGUGCACUUUUGGACUGCAGUACUCAACUCUCCUGCUUGAGAGCUCCGGCCUCUUCCCGGCGGUUUGCUUCUCCGUCCUCUGGGUGCACAAUUGUAUGUAAGACCCAGAGACACAGCCGGUACGAGAAGUCAAAGAAGCAUGCCAGGCAGGGCCAUGCCACCAUUCCGCAACACGGUCCUGUGGUCCCUUCCAAGCUGAGGAGUGGGCCUGCACCAAGAGCUCAAGUCAGGACAAAACCAGGUACUAUGGAGGCUCGGAAGGAGAGGGGCUCCUCGCACCCUGAACCGGACCACGUAGAGGAGUCGAGCUUUGCUCAAACACUCUCGGUGUCUGCUACAGUGGCAGAGGAGAUGCAAGCAACUGCAAAGGGAGUCUCAGCCGAGAUUCCUAGCGGAAGCUUGGUUGAGACACCCCAGCCAGUGGCACAAGAAGCCACUGAGAAACUCUCGGGCUCCCAUUGGGACGACUUCUGGGCCCCUCGCCUUUUCUGGGUUUUCCGCGCACUUGGGACAGUCGUUGACUGAGACGCACCGUCGCUGACAUGUUCUGUAACCAGGUUGGUAUGUGUAAAACAGCCACGUUAAAAAAAUAAUGUACUUUGUAGAAACUGGAUGAGUUUUUGACUAAAAAAUAACUGGUAUAGUUAGUAAGUCGUCGAUGCGUGUAUAUAGUUUGACAGAAUGUGUUUGAGAUGGUUGGUGUCCUGCAGCAGGUAGUGUUUGGCUUUGGUGAUCCCACUAUCAGUUCUGUAACUUACUUGUUCAUACUUAGGUGUAUAGAAGGUAUCAGCAAUCGCAAAGAAAAGGACGUUUUUCUCCUUGUACGACUAGUUGCUUUUGUCUAUUGGAGCGAGUGACUAACGAUUGCGAGAACAUCUGAUCAUUCGAAUCAAAGAUUAUCAGCGUGCAGAUUGAGCUUACUAUCCCAUGUGCGCUUAAAGUAUCUCAAACACAAGUCAGCGGCG
This is a messenger RNA of Klebsormidium nitens, 1154 nucleotides long. The record is from the annotation of a GenBank genome assembly. Lineage: Eukaryota; Viridiplantae; Streptophyta; Klebsormidiophyceae; Klebsormidiales; Klebsormidiaceae.